UGUCUCAAUUUAUCGAUCAUUGAGCAUUACAUAUACCAUACCUAUUUGGUGCUGGGCUUUGUUUAUUUUUGUGAAUGAUUUUAUCAUAUUAAUAUUUAUAAGAUGUCGCUGUCUCGUCUUUCGUCUAAAAUUUUACGUUUGCCUAAAGGCAGUAUAAAAUAUUUUUCAGCGCAAGCCAAUGUGGAUUUAAAGGAUGUUAAAAAUGAAAUAAAAAAUUCACAAUUAAAAACAAGUCCCUCAUUUAUGAUGAAUAUUUUUCGUGGAAAGUUGGUUUCAACAGAAGUUUUCCCAUACCCUGACGUAUUGGCAACAGAUGAAAAAGAACUAAUUUCGAGUUUAAUUGGUCCUUUUGAAAAAUUUUUUUCUGAUGUUAAUAACGCAACACGAAAUGACGAAAACGCAUCAAUAGAUGACGCAGUACUCGAUCAAUUGUGGCAGCUUGGAGCAUUUGGAAUUCAGGCUCCUGAGAAGUAUGGCGGUUUAGGACUUGGCAAUACACAAUAUGGUCGUUUGUGUGAAAUUUUGGGUGCUAACGAUCUCGGUGUUGGAAUUACUCUAGGUGCCCACCAAAGUAUUGGUUUCAAAGGAAUCUUGUUAUUUGGUACACAAGAACAAAAAGAAAAAUACCUACAAAAAUUAACGACAGAGAAAGUAUACGCAGCAUUUGCACUUACUGAACCAAGUUCUGGUUCUGAUGCUGGUUCGAUACGAACGCGGGCUGUAAAAAGUGACGAUGGAAAAUAUUUUGUUUUAAACGGUUCUAAAAUCUGGAUAUCAAAUGGUGGGAUUGCAGACGUAAUGACAGUGUUUGCACAAACGGAGCAAAUCGAUUCGAAAACUGGCGAAAAAAAAGAUAAGGUAACAGCCUUCAUCGUUGAGAGAUCUUUUGGAGGAGUAACAAAUGGCCCUCCGGAGAAGAAAAUGGGCAUUAAAGCGUCGAAUACAGCUGAAGUGUAUUUUGAUAACGUUAAAGUCCCCAUCGAGAAUGUUUUAGGUGAGGAAGGCGAGGGAUUUAAAGUUGCCAUGGCUAUAUUAAAUAAUGGACGAUUUGGAAUGGGAGCAACUUUAGCCGGUACAAUGAGAUUCUGUAUUCAGAAGGCUGUAGAACAUGCAAAUAAUAGGGUACAAUUUGGAAAAAAAAUCAAAGAAUAUGGUUGUGUACAAGAAAAAAUAUCUCAAAUGAAUAUUCUACAAUAUGCUACUGAGUCAAUGGCUUACACCAUCUCACAAAAUAUGGACAAAGGAAGUAAAGAAUAUCAUUUGGAAGCUGCGAUAUCAAAAAUUUUUGCAUCUGAAUCUGCAUGGUACGUCUGUGAUGAAGCUAUUCAAAUACUUGGAGGUAUGGGUUAUAUGAAAGAAGCUGAGCUAGAACGUGUACUGAGGGAUCUCAGAAUAUUCCGCAUUUUCGAAGGGACCAAUGAUAUUUUACGUCUCUUUGUCGCAUUAUCAGGCAUUCAGUAUGCUGGCUCAAACCUAAAAUUUUUACAGAAUGCCUUCAAAAACCCUGCCGCAAAUUUCGGAGUUGUGUCAACUGAGAUAUCAAGAAGAGUAUCAACGUCGAUUGGAUUGGGUGCGAUAGAUUUCAAUCCAUACGUAGCACCAGAACUCACGGAUUACGCUAAAAAAACGGCUAAUUGCAUUGAAUUAUUUGGGAAAAAUGUUGAACGACUUCUGGUUAAGUAUGGAAAAAACAUUAUCCAUGAGCAAUACAUAUUGAAACGAUUAGCAAAUGCUGCAAUAGAUAUAUACGCAAUGGUAGUGACAUUGUCCCGUUCAUCGCGCGCAAUUGAAUUGAACUUACCUACUGUACAACACGAAGUGAAUUUAACUAAAGCUUUAUGCCUACAGGCAUCAAAACGGUGUAAGGACAAUCUUCGAAAUACUGAAUCUGAACUGGAACUGUUAAAUGUAAUUGGAGAAAUAGCUAAGGAAGUGAAUAAUAAAGGAGGAGUUAACACCACUCAUGUCAUUACUAAUUGAUGAUUUAUUUAAAUUAAGCUUUUUAAAAAUUUUCUAAACCAUUAAAAUUUAUAUAUUUUUAUUAAAA
Zeugodacus cucurbitae (melon fly) is the source of this 2047-nucleotide messenger RNA. RefSeq names its product very long-chain specific acyl-CoA dehydrogenase, mitochondrial (gene Acadvl). The coding region runs from base 103 to 1980 and encodes 625 amino acids. The record is from RefSeq and is a predicted model, not a curated record. NCBI's taxonomy places the organism in Eukaryota, Metazoa, Arthropoda, Insecta, Diptera, Tephritidae. Gene Ontology annotation, molecular function: fatty-acyl-CoA binding; very-long-chain fatty acyl-CoA dehydrogenase activity; flavin adenine dinucleotide binding. The transcript is spliced from 5 exons.